Molecule: messenger RNA, 3009 nt
Organism: Colletotrichum truncatum
Lineage: Eukaryota; Fungi; Ascomycota; Sordariomycetes; Glomerellales; Glomerellaceae
Product: DDHD domain-containing protein
Cellular component (GO): cytoplasm
Molecular function (GO): metal ion binding; glycerophospholipase activity
Source: RefSeq, a predicted model, not a curated record
AUGGCUCCCAGCGGCCCCGACCGCAAAGCAGAAAAGUCGUACCUUUCGUCCGCCGUCGAUUCCAUUAAUCCCUGGUCCGGGACUCGAAGCUCAACCCCCACGCCCAAGGAUCCUGCGCCCCAGCCUGUUCCAGUCCCGACCGCCCGUCCUGGCGAUCAUAGCAUAACCCACUUAUACGGUCAGAGCACCAAAAGCUAUCCCGUUGACUGUCCUCCUCUCAAUGUCCUGUGGUACCAUGCCACUGAUGUGCCCAAGCGAAAGGCCCAGUUCCUGAGAGACAAGUCGAAGCCCACCGACGACACCAAGCCUGCACCCCAGCCGAAGAAGUUCGUUCCCUUUGACAAAGGCGAUUCAAGAGCAAUAGAGGUAGCGUACCAGCGCCUGUUGGAGGAUUCUGAGAAGCGGAGAAGCGAACGUUCAUUGCGAAACGUGUCUGGAAGCUCCAGACGUGGCCGCAAGAAUACCGACGACGAUGAUACACACAGCAGUUUAGAGACGAGCCCCGACGGCACUCAAACACCCAAAACCCGCGUUCCAGUGAGCGAAGACUACCUCUUCGAUGUCGACAUCGAGAAGCGAGAGUUCGCGCCUGUCUACUGGCUUGGAGCCGUGUAUGAGGUCCGCCGCGGUACUUGGUUCUACGACGAAGGCUCAUCGCUGAGACCAUGCGAGGAGAAUCUGGCGUCUCAGUUGGAGGAGGGAUACCUCAAGGUCAAACCCUGGCUGUAUCCUAAGCCGCGAAUUCGCAGCGACUCCAAGAACAAAGAUGUCACACCCAAGGCAUCAGUAGAGAAUUUACGGGCUGCAGCUUCGACGGCAUCUGCAGCAGAAGGCAAUAACAAAUCCCAGGCACUGCAGAACCAGCACCAGCCGUCCUCCCAUAGGCUAUUCGGCGCAUGGAUGAACAGCAUCGCUACUUACCAGGACUCCACCACCGCCUGGUUGACGUCAGAUAGCAUGCUGUCCUGGGUGACCUCAACCAUGUACGAAAGAUUCUCCGGUGGCGGUUACAUGAGCGGUGUCAAGCUUGUGAGAGGCUACUCUGACGUAGCAAAAAACAAGAAGGAAAAGCAGCCAGCCACCCCAACCGAGGCUACCAACACCUUACAGCUAGAUGAGAAAGAACAAAAGAAACUAAAAAGGAGAUCCGCGCCCCCGACCUCCAGACCUUCGCAAUCCAGCGAAGAAAUGUCGCGUGCUGAAGACGAUUCAAGUAGAGAGAAUGCCCUACAAAGACAGAUCUCGUCGUUGAUGGAGGGAGCUGAGCACCGCAAUCAAGAAGAACAAGAAGAGGAGAUUCGCAAACGUGAAGAGAAGGAAAUCGAGAACGACUACAACGGCCAGUUUGGCGAAAAACAGGGCCGAGAAAUUGAGCACCUGGUGCUAGUAACACAUGGAAUCGGCCAGCUUCUUGGCAUCCGCAUGGAAAGUGUCAAUUUUGUCCACGAUGUCAACGUCCUACGUAAGAACUUCAAGUCAGUCUACUCGAGCUCGGCAGACCUUCGGGCCCUGAAUUCGGAACUGGAAGACGGCCCGAAAAAUUGUCGGGUCCAGGUUCUACCAGUCUGUUGGAGACAUCUGCUUGAUUUUCCCAAGAAAAGAGAAAAGAAGAAUGAACAAGACAUUGGAGACGGUGCUCUGGACGAUGAUGAAUAUCCAUCUUUGGAAGAUAUUACCAUUGAGGGCGUGGCUUUCGCCAGGUCCUUGAUUUCAGAUCUUGCUCUUGACGUGUUGUUGUACCAGAGCGCGUACCGAGAGCAGAUCUCGGAGAUUGUGUUGAAGGAGUCGAAUCGUAUAUACAAACUCUUCCUAGCCAGGAACCCUGAAUUCAAGGGCAAGGUUCAUGUCAUCGGCCACUCGCUUGGCUCUGCCAUUAUGUUUGACAUACUGUGCCGACAGAAGGAGAGAAGCAAGGCCUUGGAAACUCCAAGGAAUCCGUUACGCUUCUGGCCCCCCCAGGAGAAGGCUGAAGGCGUCAAGGAUCGGGAGGCAAACGAGUUGAGGUUUGAGUUCGACGUAGAUGAUUUCUACUGCCUCGGAUCGCCGAUAGGCUUGUUUCAAAUGCUCAAGGGCCGCACCAUAUCAGCACGUCACCUCCCCAAUGCUCUGCCAUCAGAGAGUCCCAUGAACCCAGAGUUGAUUGACGAUCCAUUCCUCACGGCUGCCCCGACGUCACCGACACAGCGCGUUUCCGCCAUUACAGGGUUGCCGUAUUCAGUCUCAUCGCCAAAAGUGGCACAAUUAUUCAACAUUUUCCAUCCUUCGGAUCCUAUCAGCUACCGGCUUGAGCCACUGAUAUCAUCAGCCAUGUCCACCUUAAAACCCCAGAUUCUGCCAUACACCAAGAAGGGCAUAUUUGGCAACGUGGCGCAGCAAGGCCUGUCAGGCAUCGGUAUGAAGGUCGGACAAAGUGUUAGCGGUCUUUGGUCCAGCCUGAGUGCGGGCAUCGCGAGUAACCUGCUCAACAGAAGCCUUGGUCUAAGCAACGAAGACGUGGCCAAGAUGAACUCGGCUUCAACCCAGCCUCAGGUGUCCGGGACGGGAGCCGCGGCGGCGGGUGGAAACAUGACUGACAGUGGCGUGAUAUCCGACGCGUCCAAACUCGUGGAAAAGACCAACGAGCGCAAGAAGCAGCUUGCGGACUCGAAAUCCAUGAUGGGUCGUACGAGCCUCAGCGGUAAUGAAAUGACGCUGAUUGAUGAUGAGCUCGAGACUCUCUACUCCAAGUUUCAGGAGAAGCGCGUGGACCUGGCCAAGUCAAAUGACGAUGGCGGCGCGGCCGACUGGCUGGAAGCGGAGCGGAAGGCGCAGAAGCUGCGGCGCGAGGAGAUGAAAGUCCGGGCACUGAACCGCAAUGGGCGUGUCGACUACAGCGUUCAGGAGAGCGUCCUCGACUUCAACCCCAUGAACACAAUUGCUUCGCACAUGAGUUACUGGUCUGACGAGGACGUCAGCCAUUUCAUCCUAUCACAACUUCUUUCUAAUAGAUCGCGGGCAAACCGGAGAUAG